This is a messenger RNA of Oryzias latipes (Japanese medaka), 2827 nucleotides long. RefSeq names its product transmembrane channel-like 6b (gene tmc6b). Gene Ontology annotation, molecular function: mechanosensitive monoatomic ion channel activity. NCBI's taxonomy places the organism in Eukaryota, Metazoa, Chordata, Actinopteri, Beloniformes, Adrianichthyidae. The record is from RefSeq and is a predicted model, not a curated record. Gene Ontology annotation, cellular component: plasma membrane.
AUUUAAAAGUGAACCUGUAAAUGGUUUCAUCCUCGUGGUUUUGCUGUGAGUGCAGUAUUUUGACUGUCAGAAACGGGGCACUCGGAUUCAGCCGGACAGUCCGGUAUCAGAACAGAAGGACUCACCAUGACGGAGAGCAGGUCUGAACAGGUGAGGGUGUGAUCCCUCUGUGCUUGAUCCACAGCGAAGCCGACAGCCGGGCGGAUCGAGGAGCAAUGGCUGGAAACUUUGACCUGAACCAGCCUCUCAUGGGGGCCGGCCUGGAGAGCCCAGCAGACGAAGAAGGAGUUCAUGUCAGCUUCAGCCAGCUGAUUGCAGAACAGAUUGGAGAAAGUCCUGAUGGAUUUGAGCUGCAGCAGCUGCAGAGAGCUCUGAAUGAUGAGGACAGAGAUUAUGUGGGCGAGUUGGGGUCUGCAUUUGAGUAUCCGGGGCGGGGGCUAAAUGACAUGGAAGGGGAGGAUGAUGAUGGAGGAGAAACAGACCCACAGGACGGUUUACCCUGGUCCUCUGCCACGCUGAAGAUCCUGUCCUCCAUGCCCAGCCGCACCAUCGGCCGCAGCAGGGGGGCCAUCCUCUCUCAGUACUACAACAAGACCCUGCAGCUCCGGAGGCGCGGUCAGAGCCGCUCGUCCCUCCGAGACUUCUCCCGCUCCUCCCGGCCAACCAUACGAGGCUACGGCAUGGAGGUGGACACAACGGACGGACCAGAGUCUGAGAUGAAGAAGAAGAAGGAGCGCUUGGUGAACAACCUGCAGAACCUCUCCGUGGGAGAGAGACUGAAGAUGCUGCGAGGGAUGCCUGUGAGCGUGGCUGAGAAAAAAGAGCUGAGGAGGCUAACAUUACAAAAGGACAAGCCUCCCCCCUCCAGCAGUAAGAUUCCCUGUUGCAGUCAGCUCAAGUUUUACAUCAUCAUAGCGGCGAGGCACAGCUGGUACAGCUGGCUGUCCUUCCUGCACUCCCUCCAGCCGUGGCAGUUUCUGUUUAAGAGAAUCGGAGGCCGCUUUGGGACCGGAGUCCUCUCCUACUUCCAGUUCCUGAAGACCCUCCUCUUAUUCAACGUCUUCCUAUUCCUGGUCACGUUCGCUUUCCUGGUGCUCCCCCAGGCGAUGCACCCUACAGAGCUGCCUGUGGGGGUGCGAACCUUCUCUGGGCUGGAGCUAAUCAGCGGAGCGGGGCUCUUCACCGAUACGGUGAUGUACUACGGGUACUACAGCAACUCCACGCUGCAGAAGAGCUGUGCGAGAGAGCACAACGCGUCCGCCUCCACCGACCAUGACUGUGUGUCCGAGCGCCUCUCCUACAACAUGCCGCUCGCCUAUUUCUUCACCAUCGGGAUGUCGUUCUUCAUAACCUGCAUCAUCCUUGUGUACAGCAUGUCCAAGUCGUUCGGCCGCAGUUUCCGAAUUGACAAAUCUUACAGCAUCUUGGCCAUGAAGGUCUUCAGCUCCUGGGACUUUAGGGUCAUCAAGAAGAGCUCCGUGGAGCUCAUGUCUCAAAACAACUGCACACAGCUGAGGGAGAUACUAGCAGAGGUGGUUCAGAAGAAGGAGAAGAACGGUGGGUGCCAGGCGCUGUGGCGGCUGAUGGUCCACGGGCUGGCGUGGGCGAUCUGCAUUGGAGGCACUGCUGGCUGUGUGAUCAGCGUUUACUUCUUCUCUGAAUACAUGCACCAGGAUCUGCAGCGAACGUCCCGUCAGACCAACACACACCCCUUACUGAAGGAAGCCAGCCUGCUGGCUCUGCCUGCUCUGGUGUCCCUCCUCAACCUGCUGCUGCCGAGCCUCUUCAGCCUGGCCGCCUGGAUGGAGGAGUACCACUCUCCGUCUGUGCGCACAUACGUGGCUCUAGGACGAAACUUGAUGCUGAAAGUGAGUGUGCUCGCUGUCCUCUGUUAUCACUGGCUGGGUCGGGUGGCAGCCAAUCCCAGCGACAUUAACCUCAUGUGCUGGGAGACGUUUGUGGGUCAGGAACUGUACCGCUUCCUCAUCAUGGACUUCAUCUUCACGCUUUUGAACACGCUGUUUGGAGAGCUGCUCUGGAGGUUGUUUUCUCGGAACGUGCUGAGGAGGAGCAGGAAUCCGGCGUUCGAUAUCGCCCGGAAUGUUCUGGACCUGAUCUACGCACAGACGCUGGCCUGGAUCGGCGUCCUCUUCAGCCCUCUGCUGCCGGCCGUGCAGAUCCUCAAGCUGCUGCUGCUCUUCUACGUCAAAGUGACCAGUGUGAUGAUGAACUGUCAGGUCCCCCGGAGGCCCUACAGAGUCAGCCAGAUGACCACCAUCUUCAUCACCCUCCUCUGCUUCCCCUCCUUCCUGGGUGCAUCUGUGUGUGUAACUUACACCAUGUGGAGCAUCAAACCCUCUUCCUCGUGUGGCCCGUUUCGGGGGCUCAGGACCAUGUUCCAGGCCGGGAAACGCUGGGUUCAGGAACUGGAGAAGAAUAAUCCCGACCUUUCCGUGCUCGCCAGGGUGCACGCCUACCUAGUGGAAAACCCGUUUUUUCUGUUCGUUGGAGCAGGCAUCUUCCUGAUCGUGAUCUACUUCUACAGCCAGGUGGUGGACGGCCAGAGGAAGGUCAUCGAAUUGCUGCAGGAGCACAUAGAGGAGGAGGGAGCGCAUAAAAAGUACCUAAUCUCUAAACUUCAGAACAUGCAUGAAAGCAAAAAGAGAAUCCCCAGAAGACUCAGGAGUCAGGACUCUGGCUGUUGAAGCUGCUCCUCCUGCAGAAGAGCCUUCUCCGCUGAGGAGCCUGGCUCCCGCCGGAGCUUUGCUGGGAUCAGUCAGGAUCCUUCCUACAGAUUAUUGGAGCUCUGAUGUUUGCUCAACAGCCA